Molecule: messenger RNA, 4386 nt
Organism: Trichoderma virens Gv29-8
Lineage: Eukaryota; Fungi; Ascomycota; Sordariomycetes; Hypocreales; Hypocreaceae
Exons: 16
Coding region: 1-4386 (1461 amino acids)
Biological process (GO): transmembrane transport
Cellular component (GO): membrane
Molecular function (GO): ATP hydrolysis activity; ATP binding; ABC-type transporter activity
Source: RefSeq, a predicted model, not a curated record
AUGAUUCGCCACCGAUCUUAUAACGCCACGGCGUGUGGUGAUGGCCUCUUCGGCCCGGCGGUGUGGCCCGAUGGCUGUCGAGGUGGCUUCGACUUUACACUGUCUUUUGAAGAGAGCAUCUUGUCCACCCUUCCUUCGGCUCUGUUCCUCCUAUUCUCCAUCCCUAGAGCCAUCUAUCUCCUUCGAACUCCCGACAAGGCGAAGCGACGAUCAGCUUAUACACCAAAACUAAUUGCAUCAAGUGCAUAUGCAGGCAUCCAAGUUGGCUCCCUAGCCCUCGUCGCCUCUUCACGACUCCUGAACACGAAAUUCUCUCUCGCCGCCGCCAUCCUCAAUCUCAUCGCCGCGUGUUGCAUCGUUCUCCUCUCGCACAUCGAACACGUGAAAUCUAUACGUCCAUCUUUUCUUCUCACCUCCUAUCUCUUCACGUCACUCCUUUUCGAUGCUGCUCGGUUACGAACAGAAUGGCUUCUGUCCGUGAAUGUCGCGUAUGCAGCAGUGCUAUCUACUUCAACCGUUCUCAAACUGGUCGUGCUAGUGUUGGAAAAUGUCGAAAAGAGGAGGAUCUUGGUAGACUCAAGCAAGGAGCCGUCAACAGAAAGCACGAGUGGCCCCUUUAACCGCGGCUUCUUCAUCUGGCUCAACUCGCUACUCAUUUCCGGCUGGGCUACUGUCUUGACAAACCACGACCUCCCCGCCAUUUACGAGAAACUCUCCUCUGAGAAGCUGGCCGUUAUUUUCACAAAGCGAUGGGACAAAGUCACUCGCGAUGGACGAAAAGCAUCCCUCUUUCUCAACACUGUCUGGAUCCUCAAACUCGAGAUCGCCGGCAUCGCCCUUCCUCGGUUGGCUACAGUUGGCUUGACAAUAGCGCAGCCUUUCCUUGUGUCCCAAGCUCUGCGUUUCCUCGCCAUGCCCAAGAACGAGCACUCUGAUAAUAUCGGCUACGGGUUGAUUGGUGCCUUUGCUCUUGUCUUUGUCGGAUCAGCUAUCCUGACGGCAUGGUAUGAACAUCUAACCUUUCGAGUUGGCGCCAUGAUUCGAGGUGGCUUGAUUGGCCUCAUUUACCGUAAGAUGUUGAAGCUCUCGGCCAGCGAACUGAACGAAUCUUCAGCUGUUACCCUUAUGGGCAACGACAUUGAGACUCUGGCUGAGCGAGCAAACGCUUUGCUCAUCGAAGGCUGGGCCAACACACUUACUGUCGCCAUCGCCGUCUGGAUGUUGUACGCACAACUGGGCGCCGUCUGUGUUGCUCCCAUUGUUAUGGCAAUUAUAUCUAUUGUGUUGUGUUGGUUCAUUGGAAAGGUCCUAGUCAAACGCCAGACCGUCUACCAGAAAGCAACGCAAGCUCGCAUCAAUUUCACAUCCGAAGUGCUCGGCUCCAUUAAAGCCGUCAAGAUGCUGGGAUACACUGAGCGUUUCACUGAUCUCCUUGAAGACAAGCGCGACCAUGAUUUGAACGUUGGCAAACAUUACCGACAAAUGAUUGUAUGGGCCAACACAGUUGGAAACGCAAACGUCAGUCUUACUCAAGCUGCUACAUUUGGCGCCUACGCCAUUGUAGCCAAGCUCAGCGACAACCAGUCCUUCUCUGCAUCACAGGCCAUCACGGCUCUUUCUAUCCUCAACGUCAUGAUAAAUCCACUCAGCUUCCUUCUCGGCAAUAUUUCGUCCGCCUAUGCUGCCUUUGGGUGCUUUAAGCGUAUCCAAGAGUUCCUACUACUUAAUGAAAGGGUUGAUAGCCGUGAGAUUUGCGCACAGCCAGGACUUUCAACAAAGAACGAAGAAGAUGGCUCACGCAAGAGCAGCAUUGAGCUUCGCACACUUGAUCGCUAUAAUGAAGAAGGCGCCCGCAUCUCUAUUUCUGGAGGAGACUUUGCUUGGAAGGAGAAGAAAGUGUUGAGCAACAUUAGCGUGUCAUUCUCACAAGCACAGUCGGGAUCCCUCACCAUCAUUGUUGGUCCAAUCGGCUCCGGAAAGUCAAGUUUACUCAAGGCCAUCCUUGGAGAGACAUCAUCGACUGGCGGAAGGGUCUCGCUAUCAACUCCAAGCAUCGCGUUCUGUGAUCAGACCCCCUGGGUAAUGAAUGCAACGAUUCGAGACAACAUUGUGGCGGAAUCUGGACACUUUGAAGACAAAUGGUUUGAAACGGUUGUUGAGGCCUGUGAUUUGACUCAGGAUUUUGCCAGGCUGCCAGAAGGCGUUGCGACCGUCGUUGGUGAUAAAGGAGUGAAACUCAGCGGAGGUCAGAAACAAAGACUUGCAAUCGCUCGUGCUGUCUACGCUCGAAAGCCAGUGGCCAUCUUCGACGAUGUGUUCAGUGCACUGGACAAAGCAACGGAGCGUAUCGUCUUUGCUCGCGUCUUCAGCAAAGAUGGACUCCUCCGACGCAGUGGCACAACAGUGAUUCUCGCCACCCACUCCGUCCACCUUCUACCCAGCUCCGACCAUAUCAUCGCCCUUGGUCAAGAUGGCCAAGUCAUUGAGCAAGGAUCUUUCGCAAAGCUUCAGCAAAGCGGUAAAUACGUCCAAAGCCUCGACGUCACAGACCCCCAUUCCGACAGCGACAGCGACAGCGAAUCAACCUCUAAACAGGCCAUUGUCGAAGAGAUUAAGAACCUCAAUGAGAACAACGAAGAGGAGGAGCAAGAUAGGGGAGAGCAGCAAUCAGUUUCAAGUGAUCGCAGCACUUUCAAGUACUACUUUGGCGCGAUGCGACCCCUUAGCUUGGCAGUUGGCGGCGCGUAUAUCAUUGGACAGGCAUUUUUCUCGACUUUCAGGUCCGUUUGGCUUACCUGGUGGGGCGAUGGGCGAGGACGCGCGAGCAACGACGUUGCAUACUGGUUGAGCAUCUUUACCGUCAUGGCUGUUGUGGAGGCUACGUUGAUAUCUCUGGCAAUCAUGCACUUUUUGAUCAUUCUCGGACCAGCAGUCUCCAAGAAAUUCCACAGCAGAAUCUUGAAUGCAGUUAUGAGGCAAGACUUAAACGCGAAGCUGAUUUACAUUGACCUCCCCGUCUCCCUCGCCAUUUUCCUCUUUGAUGUAUCAACCUGUGUCGGUGUAACAGGACUGGCAGUUGGAGCAGUCGGCUAUUUCGCCGCAUCCCUACCCUUUGUCAUCACCAUCCUCCUCAUGAUCCAGCGUUUCUACGUCCGAACAUCUAAGCAGCUCCGUAUUCUAGAGAUCGAGCACAAGGCACCACUAUACUCCCACUUCCUCGAAUCCAUCAACGGCCUAGCCACAAUCCGCGCUUUUGGCUGGACCCAUCCCUACUCGGACAAAAACCUGUCCCUCCUCGACAACGCGCAAAAACCCUCGUAUCUUCUCAACUGCAUUCAGCGAUGGCUUACGCUCGUGCUCGACCUCGUGGUCGCAGUUCUCACCGUGCUGCUCGUCGUCUUUGCUGUGGUCCUUAGGGGGAAACUCAAUCCCUCCCUCCUUGGCGUCGCACUCGUCAACAUGAUGAACUUGGGACUUAACCUGAAGGGUAUUAUCCUCGCGUGGUCUCAGCUUGAAACAUCUCUUGGAGCUGUUACGCGCAUUAAGACCUUUGAAGAAACUACUCCUUCGGAACUUCUCCCCGAAGAAAACUACACUCCCCCUGAGGAAUGGCCUGCCCAGGGUUCUCUCGAAUUUGCCAACCUAUCCGUACAAUACGACUCGACCUCCCACCCCGUCCUCCAAAACAUCUCCAUCUCCAUCAAGCCGGGCCAAAAACUCGGCCUUGUCGGCCGCAGCGGCAGCGGCAAAAGUUCACUCAUCCAAGCCCUCUUCCGCAUGGCCAACACGCCCGCCGGCCAGAUCCUCCUCGACGGCCAGGAUAUCGCCAGAGUCCCCAAGUCCCUCAUCCGCCAGAAGCUCAGCUGCCUCACCCAAGAUCCUUUCCUCUUCACCAACACGAUACGGUUCAACGCUGACCCCCUUGGAGUCCACUCUGACGAGGCUAUCAUCAGCGCUUUGCAGCGAGCUGCUAUAUGGGAUGUCAUCAUUUCUAAAGUCGACACGAGCAAGAACCCUCUCGACGAGAAAAUGGAUGAGACUUUCUUCUCUCAUGGACAGAGACAACUUUUCUGUCUUGGAAGGGCGCUCCUUAAGAAGAGUAGCAUCCUCAUCCUCGAUGAACCAACCAGCAACAUCGACAACCAAACUGACGCCCAAAUCCAACGUGUCAUCAAAUCAGAGUUUAAAGACCGCACAGUCAUCAUGAUUGCCCAUCGUCUCGACUCAUUACUCGACUUUGAUACAAUUGCCGUGCUUGAAGAGGGGUCGCUAGCAGAGAUUGGCGCCCCUGAGGAAUUGCUGAUGAAGGGAGGUGCUUUCUCGAAGCUUUACGCCUCCGAUAAAACAAACAAGAGGAGAAGCUCGGAUGAAAUUUCACGAGAAUGA